Schistocerca nitens (vagrant locust) is the source of this 2024-nucleotide messenger RNA. RefSeq names its product ionotropic receptor 75a-like. The transcript is spliced from 10 exons. Gene Ontology annotation, molecular function: ligand-gated monoatomic ion channel activity. The coding region runs from base 17 to 1750 and encodes 577 amino acids. The record is from RefSeq and is a predicted model, not a curated record. Gene Ontology annotation, cellular component: membrane. Lineage: Eukaryota; Metazoa; Arthropoda; Insecta; Orthoptera; Acrididae.
CACAUUUGCUGCAAGGAUGCCAGAAAUGUUUCCUUCUCUGACAUGGCGACAGAGGAAGUUCUCUGCAUCAGCUCGGCGCAUGUUCGGCAUCCAGCGCCACUGGCUACUGGUGGACACCGCCGGAAAUAGAACGGCAGACGACGAGCCAGAGUUUACCGUGCUCCCCGCCCGAUCGCGCCACCUGCUCGCUCAGCUGUUCAUGAUGCCCGACAGCGAGGUGGUGUGGAUGGGAGCUACAGAAGACGGCGAAAUACAGCUGCUGGACGUGUACCGGCUGACAAGUUUUACCUCAGUGCUGAACAUCUCUCUGGCUGGUUGGGCGGUGAGGCGAGACUCUGGAGUCAGCCUCUACCUGCUGCCACGUCCCGACACGUCCAAACGACGCAACAGUCUCCACGGGGCCAAGCUGAAAGCCGGAGCUGCGAUUCUGUUCCCGAAAUAUUUUACUGGGAUGUAUGAUUUACGACUGCCUCACCUCGACACCUGGACGAAGAUUACAUAUCCUCUCAUCGAAUAUCUAGGACAGAAUUUUAAUUUCACAAUGGAAGUGUACUACACAGACAGUUACGGGUGGCAGACUAACGGCACGUUCGACGGUGUGAUAGGCAUGAUGCAGCGCGAAGAAAUCCAGAUAGCCGCCUCGUCGCUCUUCAUGAGGCGUGACAGAAUGCCGUACGUGGACUUCGCCGCAGAAGCUUUCUAUCUCAAGACGGCCGUGGUGUUCCGGCAGCCGACGCUGGCGAGCGUGACGAACAUCUUCACGCUGCCGUUCAGCACGGCCGUGUGGGCGUGCUGCGUGCUGCUGUGCGUGCUGACGCUGCUGCUGUUCGGCCUGCAGCUGCGCCUGGCGGCCAGGCGCGGCAUCGAGGGCGAGCUCACGCACGUCACCUACCCGGAGCUCUUCACGUUCGUGCUCGGCUCCAUCUGCCAGCAAGGUCUGCCCCAGACGCCCACGUCGCUGUCGGGUCGCGUCACGGUGUUCGUGCUGGCGCUGACCUCACUCUUCCUGUUCACCUCCUACUCGGCCAACAUCGUGGCCCUGCUGCAGUCGCCCAGCCACUCCAUCCGCUCCGUCUCAGACUUGGCGUCCAGUCCGCUGACGCUGGGCGUCCAGGACAUCGCCUACAACAAGGUGUAUCUCGGGGAAACGACGGACAGAGAGCUCCGACAGUUCGUGCGCCGCAAGAUGCAGCCGCUGGGCAACCGAGUGUACUGCAACGGCGCCGAGGGCAUGGAGCGCGUGCGGAAGGGCAUGUUCGGCUUCCAGGUGGACACCAGCACGGCCUACAAGAUCAUCAGCGAGACGUACACGGAGCGCGAGAAGUGCGGCCUCAUGGAGGUCAACCUCUUCCCGCUGCCGCCGCUCUGUGUCGCCACCACCAAGCACGCUGGCUACCGGGAGAUGUUCUCGCAAAGAGUGGGCUGGCAGCGCGAGGUGGGGAUCCUGACGCGGCAGCGUCGCCUGUGGCUGCCCCAGAGACCCGUCUGCGAGAACAUGGUCAGCGGCUUCGUCAGCGUCGGCAUCAUGGACUUCUACCCCGCGCUGCUCGUGCUUCAGUACGGCAUAGCCGGCGCCAUCGCAGUACUCGCCCUGGAGCUGCUAUACUUCCACAGGAGCAGACUGUGGCAGCGUAUGAGAUGCAUCAGUUCGCUGUCUGCAGCAAAGCAUCCAGACGUCUAUACCGCCGCCGUCGAUCAGAUAUCCCAGAAGCGGCCCCAGAUGCACCAUGUGGGAUCGCGAUUUAAAUAACUGAAUAGAGUUCUUUGUGAUGGUGAUGUAAGAAAGCAGAAUUUUGCACGGUAAUGUCGGGCAUUGAUCAGCUAGAACAUAGAGCACACGAAACACAUUCAUUUAAUUACUUCAUGCCUUCUACCAAUCACUGAUGUGUAGUCAGAUUCAUUCGGAUCCAACAUUUUUCUCAAAAAUCUCUAAUUUUUUUAAUUUAAAAGUCUAGUGACAUAAUUUUCUUACUUAACUUCUUAGUUAAUUUCCUCAUGCUCUUAGUUUUUAAUGGCUCAGAGUU